GAUUAGUCAAUUUCAUAAGACUCAACCUUAAGGCUAUACCUAUUGUAGAUGCGGCCUUAAUGUUAGAUGAACCAACAAACGCAAUAAUGAAAAAAAGUUACCACAGGGCAGCCGACGUGUAUAGACGUGUUCCGUCUAAAAAAAUUUUUUUCUUACUCGGUCCGUUGUAUAUACGGACCAUGCUCAAAACUAAAUUUUAAUUUGAAGAUAAAUUGGCAGCGUGGAAUGCACACCAAAAUUAGUGCGCUCCUUUGCCAAUAAAGGAAAGAAAAAGAAGAAGCAAUAAUUAGAUCAACAAUCAUUAGCAAAUGAUUGCGCAUCGAUUAAACUGCUUUUUAAACAAAAAUGCGAUUAUUCUGGUUAAUUCACGCAAAUUUGUUUUUAAUUUAAAAAAAACCAACAAAUGUAAUUAAGCCAACAAUUGGUUACAAAAAAAAUUAAAAAGUUAAAGUUGACCGACCAAGCGGACCAAGUUCCCGGAACUGUACUUACAUAUUUAUGUUGGUGAAUACAUUUAUUACUUAUUCAAUAAUAUUAAGUCUGGCAAAAGUAUAUUUGACAGGAAUACAUCGUACGUAAAAUCCAUAAAUAUUUUUGCACAUACCUACGUGAAAGAUACAAUGUCGUGGAUAAAGAAGAAUACUUUGAAUUGGUUUCAAUUAUUAGCUUUAAAAGUUAUAAGAACUGGCCACAUACCUAAACAUGUAGCGUUUAUAAUGGACGGUAAUCGACGUUAUGCAAACAAACAAAAAAUAGCCAAAAAUGACGGACAUGACAAAGGAUUUGAGAAGCUGACAGAGACAUUAAGUUGGUGUAGGGACCUGGGUAUUACAGAAGUUACAGUCUAUGCUUUUAGUAUAGAGAACUAUAAUCGCACUAAAGAUGAAGUUGAUGGACUUAUGGAGCUUGCCAGGAGCAAGUUUAAGAAACUCUUAGGAGAGAAGGAUAAAUUGAGAGAACAAGGAAUAUGUAUACGUGUGAUUGGCAAUUUAUCCUUACUUCCAGAAGAUGUGCGUCAAUUAUGUGCAGAAGCUAUGAUCAUUACUAAAAACAAUAAUAAAGCAACUUUAAAUCUUGCUUUUGCUUAUACAUCAAGAGAUGAAAUUACUCAUGCCAUUAAGGAUAUACUAAGAGGUGUAAAGCGUACUGAUAUCUUACCAGAAGACAUAAAUGAAGACUUGAUUUCUCACUGUUUAUAUACUUACAAAUCUCCAAAUCCAGAUUUAUUAAUUCGUACUUCUGGAGAAACUCGACUUAGUGACUUCCUCUUGUGGCAAAUCUCCAAUUCUUGUGUCUAUUUUACUGAUGUAUUAUGGCCUGAAUUCAGUUUAUGGAACUUGCUUAGAGAUUUUUAUUAUCAAAGAUGUUAUUCUGACUUACAAAAAGUCGCGAAAGUACAAAAUUCGAAUCCAGUCGUGCACAAUGAUAGAGUAUCUAUGUAUAUUAAUAAGUUGCAUCAUGAACGUAAAGUUAUGAUUGAAAAUAUGUACCUAUCGUCAGUUCAGUCAUAGAUAUUAAAUAAAUGUCCAAUGGGCGCUUAUAUUUCAAUGAAUACAAAUGUCAGUGAAAUAUACUAAAAGUUUCAAAUAUAUUUUGUUCCAAAUAAA
This is a messenger RNA of Nylanderia fulva, 1607 nucleotides long. RefSeq names its product dehydrodolichyl diphosphate synthase complex subunit DHDDS-like. Gene Ontology annotation, biological process: polyprenol biosynthetic process. The record is from RefSeq and is a predicted model, not a curated record. Gene Ontology annotation, molecular function: ditrans,polycis-polyprenyl diphosphate synthase [(2E,6E)-farnesyl diphosphate specific] activity. Lineage: Eukaryota; Metazoa; Arthropoda; Insecta; Hymenoptera; Formicidae. Gene Ontology annotation, cellular component: endoplasmic reticulum; dehydrodolichyl diphosphate synthase complex.